Molecule: messenger RNA, 791 nt
Organism: Dermacentor silvarum
Lineage: Eukaryota; Metazoa; Arthropoda; Arachnida; Ixodida; Ixodidae
Exons: 3
Coding region: 18-422 (134 amino acids)
Source: RefSeq, a predicted model, not a curated record
AAGCUAAGGUGCUCCACAUGACAGAAACGUUGGAGGAAAUGGAAAUGUUCCAAAGUAAGAGGCCCAGAAAAACAAUGAACCUCAAUGAAACGAAAGGGAAGAAGAGGACGAAAGGGAAGGCUGCACCUUCAACAAAGCAGCUUCGCCUCGAUACGCAAGGUGCGAUUGAGGCAGCCCUGGCUGCCCAUAUUGAGCAGGAGAGCCCGUCCAGCUGUAUGUGUUGCAGCGAUGGCUGCGAUAUACGGGCUGAGCUCGAAAAAGCAGAAGCAGAAAAUGCUGACCUCAAAAAGGAGCUGCAUGAACAGAACGAAAGCUUCCUCAAGAAAAUUGAGAAGUUGAAGGCCAAAUUAACUGAAGCUCGGCAGCUUAAUUCGGUGCUUCAAAAUGCAGUUGCGUCCAAGAAUUUUGAGAGUGGUGAGUGACGUUUACAUGUUCUUAUGAUUGUUAUUUACUUAUAAAAUUCCAGCAGCACCCAUCUAACAAUGAAUGUCAGCGUUAAUGCCAAUAGCAAUGAAGCAGUACAGUGACACGCUUUAUUGCCACCGCUGAAAUGCCUGAUGUUUGAGGCAUGUAUACAGCUUGGCUCCUUUUUUGUGCUUUCCAUCUUGCAGUGCCAACAUGAAGUCCGCACGUGGUGCUUGUGUGAAUUCAGACAAAAUUGUUGAAUAUAUUUGUCGCGAGUUUGAUUCUGCCGAACACCAGAUAAGUUUUAAGUAAUUCUUUUUGGCAUUGGAAAAAGGCACAAACCCAGUGAUCGAAGUUGUUGUCAAAGAGGUUCAUUAAAGUUUAGC